Malania oleifera is the source of this 2557-nucleotide messenger RNA. Its product is annotated as acetate--CoA ligase CCL3. The transcript has 3 exons. The record is from RefSeq and is a predicted model, not a curated record. Lineage: Eukaryota; Viridiplantae; Streptophyta; Magnoliopsida; Santalales; Ximeniaceae. The coding region runs from base 212 to 2005 and encodes 597 amino acids.
AUAAAAAGACUUUCAAAACUCAAUCCCUCAUGUAAAUCUAAAAACCAUUAAUUAAAUAAUAUCUUAUCAUUACUUAGGUCUAUAGAAAUAAAAAGUAAGAAUUGAUGGAUGAUUUAAAUAUAUUGAUCCAAAUAAAUCUAAAUGUAAAUUUUAUUGAGAGCUAGAAAAGGAUGACUGGUGAGUGGAAAAGAAAAAAUGGCUACUUAUUAAUAUGCUUUGGGCGGCUCUUUUAGGGGCAUAUAUUAUUUUUUGGCUCGAGAUAGAUAUACACUUGCAGAGCGAGAGAGAGAGAGAGAGAGAGAGAGAGAUGGAGAGAGACAUCGACGAUCUGCCGAAGAACGACGCGAACUACACAGCCCUUACUCCGCUGUGGUUUCUGGAGAGGGCGGCGGUGGUUCAUCCGGAGAGAGAAUCGGUGGUGCAUGGCUCUCGCCGCUACACCUGGCUCCAGACUUACCGCCGAUGUCGUCGCUUGGCUUCCGCUCUUAGCUCCCGCUCCAUCACCCUGGGCUCCACGGUGGCAAUAAUUGCACCAAACAUCCCUGCAUUGUAUGAGGCUCAUUUUGGAAUUCCGAUGUCUGGUGCUGUGGUGAACGCUGUCAACAUUCGUUUAAAUGCUCCAACCAUUGCAUUCCUUCUAGAGCAUUCAUCAGCAGCAGUUGUAAUGGUGGACCAAGAGUUUUUUCCUUUGGCAGAGGAAGCCUUGAAAAUUUGGGCAGACAAAAGCAAAAACAAUUUUAGGCCUCCGCUUCUGAUUGUCAUAGCUGAUGAAAGCUGUGAUCCUGAAGGCCUAAAAUAUGCUUUAAGAAAAGGGGCAAUUGAAUAUGAGAAAUUCCUUGAAACUGGUGACCCUGAAUUUCCUUGGAGACCACCGAAGGAUGAGUGGCUGAGUAUUUCUUUGGGCUAUACUUCUGGGACAACAUCCAGUCCUAAGGGGGUGGUUUUGAGCCACCGAGGGGCAUAUCUCAUGGCUUUGAGUGCUGCUCUUAUAUGGGGGAUGAAUGAAGGAGCUGUGUAUCUGUGGACUCUGCCCAUGUUCCAUUGCAAUGGUUGGUGUUACCCUUGGUCACUUGCCGCUCUCUGUGGAACAAACAUAUGCCUCAGAAAGGUCACAGCCAAAGCAGUAUAUGCAGCCAUAGCCACCCAUGGUGUAACUCACUUCUGUGCUGCACCUGUUGUUCUUAACACCAUUGUCAAUGCUGCACCAAAUGAAACCAUCUGCCCUCUGCCCCGAGUUGUUAAUGUUAUGACAGCUGGUGCUGCUCCGCCCCCUUCGGUUCUCUUUUCAAUGUCCCAGCGUGGCUUUCGUGUAACACACACCUAUGGGCUCUCCGAAACAUAUGGCCCUUCUACAGUUUGCGCAUGGAAGCCCGAGUGGGAUUCUCUACCCCCUGAAACCCAAGCCCGUCUCAAUGCUCGUCAAGGCGUUCGGUACAUAGGCGUGGAGGGCCUCGACGUUGUCAACACUCAAACCAUGGAAUCAGUCCCGGCUGAUGGAAGCACGGUGGGAGAGAUUGUGAUGCGGGGCAAUCUUGUAAUGAAGGGCUACUUGAAGAACCCGAAAGCCAACAAGGAGGCUUUUGCAAAUGGAUGGUUCCACUCGGGGGACCUCGGAGUGAAGAAUCCGGAUGGGUAUAUUGAAAUAAAGGACAGGUCGAAGGAUAUUAUAAUCUCUGGUGGUGAAAACAUCAGUAGCGUGGAAAUUGAAAAUGCUCUGUACACUCACCCUGCAGUCUUGGAAGCAGCGGUGGUGGCGAGGCCGGAUGAGCAGUGGGGAGAGUCACCCUGUGCUUUUGUGACGUUAAAGCGUGGAAAGGAUUGCUCAGAUGAACCUCGUUUGGCGGAAGAUAUAAUGAAGUUUUGCAAGUCAAAACUUCCUUCUUACUGGAUUCCAAAAUCAGUGGUGUUUGGGCCAUUGCCAAAGACGGCAACUGGGAAGGUACAGAAGCAUUUGCUGAGGGCGAAGGCAAAGGAGUUGGGUCCUGUGAAGAUGAGUAGGUUGUGAUCUUGAGAAUCAGGUGUUUGGUGACUGAAUAAAAUGUGGAUACGGGGGAGCUUUCCCCUCUCACUAUAUUAUUCAUAAUGGUUUAGCUGUAGAAUCUUCUCUUCUAUGAAAGCUCAUGCGCCGCAUAAAAACUGAAAGCUUGUAUUCUUUUCUGAGGCUUGGCCACUUGGGUGCGCAUUGUCUGUGUUAAGAGCUCUCUGUCUCUUUCUCGCGCUGUCUCUCUGGAAACUCGAGAAAAUCUAUGUAUUGUAUUGAAGAAAAGUUGUGUUUGUUUUUCUUUUCUUGGGCCUUAUACCACUCAAGCCAUGAUUCACUACCGUUAUGUCUUAGGAGAAGCGUGAGGAAAAUACGCUGGUACCUUUUACUGAAGGUAAAACAUUUUAUGGUUGCACUGCGUUUGGUUUGCAAAUUAGGAUCAGAACGGAAUGGGGUUGAAAUUUAUGUUUUGGAUUCUCAUUUAUCUUGUUUCUACCAAUUAGGACUAUUGUAUUUAGGUUUCUGGACUCUCAUAUCAUUCAUUCUAUACACAGCUUUCAUUUUGUGAAUCAAAAA